ACCGCAAAGUUUCCCCUCUUUCGAGAACAGUUUCUCCCGGCCUCUCCUCCGAGGACUGAGCCUUCAGCCUGGGAACGACGGCGCCGCCGCCUGCGUCCAUUUGCCAUGUUCUCAGCCUUUAUCCGCCGGGUCAACGCCAUCAAAAAGCGCAUCCCGAUCCUAAAUACGCUGCAGCUCGACUUCAUUUUUAUGCACUAUACCUAUAUCAUUUCCUGGAUCAUCCUUGGUUCCGUCAUAACCUUCGCCGGCGGAAAUAUUGCCUACAUCGAUGCCCUUUUCCUAUCGGCCGGCGCCAGCACCCAGAGUGGACUGAACACCGUCAACCUAAACGAGCUCUACCUAUACCAGCAAAUUAUCCUAUGGCUCAUUACAUGUCUCUGUACCCCAAUCUUCAUCCAUGGUGCUCUCGUCUUCAUCCGUCUGUAUUGGUUUGAGAAGCGCUUCCAGAAUGUGGUCCGGGAUGCACGUGCGCUGCGCUCUACCCGCUCGCGCAUGGAUACCGUGAGCCAGGGGAAGAACAGCCAGGAUAUAAAUCGGGCGGAGCUUGGCGUUAGUGGUCGAUCGAUAGUAGUGCUUCGCAAUGACUCCGGAGACGCACGCGAAAGUCGUCUGCCAGAUCCCAGCGCAGUCCAAGCUGAUGGAUCGUCGGAUUCCGAGUCCCCCACGUCCAAGGAGGCCACAAAUCAAUCCACCCCGAACACCUCGCAAAAUGAUAUUAGGAGUCGGUUCGGACUGGGUAAUUUGCGACUGCCGACCCAGCUGAGUCCAGAGCAUCACAUUGCGUUCGUGGAAAACCAGCGAAAGAAUAAGGGUGCUUUGCGCAUUCCCAGUCCUCGCGAGUAUGACCGUGGUGGUGUCCCGGAGGAUUUGGAAGAAGGCGGCGGAGAUGAGGGAGAGAAUGAUCAGACCAACGAGCCGCUUAGUCCUAAAUCCCGGAGGCCGAGCUCUGGGUCCUCUGAGGACGACCAGGUUCCUCCUAUGGAUGGGCCGCAUAUCACUAUUAAUGAGCCCGACUUCACUCGGACUCGUACUCGUGGCAAUACGUUCGCACGCCUGGAUACUCGACCGACCAUGCGUGAUACAAUGACUAAAGAUGUGAACGAUGCCAACGAUGACGACGCUGGGCUGGGCCCGUCUAACACAAGAAAUACCGUCCGAGGGAUUUGGCGAUCUCUGACACAUGAAAGAGAGCGUCCCACCCAGCCGUAUCUCAGUUGGAACGCCACUGUGGCUCGAAACUCGAAUUUCGUUGACUUGACCGAGGAGCAACGUGACGAGUUAGGCGGCAUUGAGUAUCGUGCUCUCAAAACUCUCGCGGUUGUGCUGAUCUCCUAUUAUGUCGGAUUUCAUCUUCUUGGCCUUAUUAGUCUGAUUGGCUGGAUCAUGACAGAGAACAAAUGGGGUGAUGUUGUUAGAGCAGACGGUGUUGGACGUCCUUGGUGGGGAAUUUUCACUGCUUCCUCGGCUUUCAAUGACCUUGGCUUCACUCUCACGCCUGACUCCAUGUACUCUUUCCAAACCGCCAUCUUUCCCUUGCUUCUUAUGGCGUUCUUGAUCAUCAUUGGCAACACGGGUUUCCCAUGCAUGUUGCGACUGAUGAUCUGGAUCUUAUCAAAAUUCGCUCGCCAAGGAACUGCUCUCUGGGAAGAGCUUAAGUUCCUUCUUGACCACCCCCGUCGUUGCUUCACCCUUCUAUUCCCCCGCAAUGCCAGCUGGUGGCUUUUUGCCAUCCUCAUGGCCUUGAACUGCAUCGAUGUGAUCUUCUUUAUCAUCCUAGAUUUAAAUGACUCUGCUGUAACAAAAUUCCCAGUUGGAAUUCGCGUUCUGGACGGCUUCUUCCAAGCAGCAGCAACCCGAACAGCCGGUUUCGGCAUCGUCAGCCUAUCAGACCUCCACCCUGCAAUCCAAGUCUCCUACCUAAUCAUGAUGUACAUUUCCGUAUUUCCAAUCGCUAUCUCCAUGCGACGAACAAACGUGUACGAAGAAAAGAGUCUAGGAAUCUACGGCUCCGCCGACGAAGACAACGACGACGAAAACCAAACGGCACCCUCUUACAUCGGCGCCCAUUUACGACGUCAACUCAGUUUCGAUUUGUGGUACGUUUUCCUCGGGUUGUUCAUCAUCGCCAUUGCCGAAGGAGGCCGCCUUGAAAGCUCAACAGAUUACAACUUCCAACUCUUUACUGUACUUUUCGAGGUCGUCUCCGCUUACGGUACUGUCGGACUCUCAUUCGGAUAUCCUGGCGUCGAUACAUCCUUUUCGGGUCAAUUCAACGUCAUCUCGAAAUUGGUCAUUAUCGCUAUGCAGAUCCGUGGUCGGCAUCGUGGUUUGCCUUAUGCUCUCGAUCGUGCUGUCCUUUUACCUUCGGACGCGCUUAAUCGGCACGAAGCUGAGGAUACGGAACGAAGGAUGCGGAGGCGUGCGUCUAAUCUUAGUGGUGCUGGGUCGAUGGGUCGUCCUUCGAGGACCUUCUCAUCGGCCAGACCUGAUGCGGCGGCUUCAGGUAUGGAAUCGCAUGAUUGGCAGACUAAUGGGGAUGCACUUACCCAUCGCUCGGCGACUAUUCGGUCGAAUCGUUAG
This is a messenger RNA of Penicillium longicatenatum, 2580 nucleotides long. RefSeq names its product potassium ion transporter. The transcript has 2 exons. The record is from RefSeq and is a predicted model, not a curated record. The annotation marks the transcript as partial. NCBI's taxonomy places the organism in Eukaryota, Fungi, Ascomycota, Eurotiomycetes, Eurotiales, Aspergillaceae. Gene Ontology annotation, cellular component: plasma membrane. Gene Ontology annotation, molecular function: high-affinity potassium ion transmembrane transporter activity. Gene Ontology annotation, biological process: potassium ion import across plasma membrane; intracellular potassium ion homeostasis.